AUAACAUCUAGUCACCUCCGUAUAGAUAAUCAUGUGCAAUCGAUUAUGUUAAGGAUUCCAAAACUUGCCGAACAAUGUCGUGUAUUUGCCAAUUUUAUACACCCAGUCAGGAUAUACCCAGGAACCUUGAGACGGUUCCAAUGCCUACUAUUAAUGACUUCUCAGUACGCGAAAGCCCGAAAGACAAUGCUAGUAAAGAAUCAUUAGAGACAAAUGCUCCCGAUAACGCUCUGUCAACCUCAGAUCUUGCCGAUUGUCGUUCACAGAACUGGCUUCUUAAGAAGAAGCUACUGGAAUGCGAGAUAACCAUUCAGAAUCUUGAACAGCUGGUGACCACUGUAGUUGAGAAACAGCACCAGAUCUUGAGCGAAAUGUUUCACUUGCGCAAGGAGAACCGAGAGCUGCAGUCGGAGUGCCAUCUUCAACGCGAGUAUCACUCGAUGGAGAGAAACGCACUGAUGAGGGAGCUGCAUGUCGCCCAGACCUUGGGUCGAAGCCGAAAUUUUCUUUUGGGAUGUCGAUCAAAUGAAAGUAAAAGAAUUUCAAGCUUUAAUACUGGUGAGCCGCCUUUAAACUCUGGUGCGUCAAAAGGGGACAGUGAAGAGGCCUAUACUAGUGAAUCUUACGACGAGGAUCAUGUAACCGGCUGCAAUGGAGAAUCGGGUUCGGACACUGAAGAAUAUUCUGAUGUGCUCUUACCAAGCUCGGCUGAAAAUUCCGGUAGAUCAUCCCUUUCUUUAUCAGGCUCAGCAGUUUUGGGUGACACGGACUCGGAAGACAACCGAUCUCUUGAUUGUACAAGCAAUGAGGAUAAUAACAGCGACUCAAGCUUACUGUACAAUUAAUAAUAACAGCUUUCUUAAAGCUUUUGAGUUUAUAUUUUUAAAGAAUACAAUUCAUUUCAAUAUG
Molecule: messenger RNA, 909 nt
Organism: Drosophila elegans
Lineage: Eukaryota; Metazoa; Arthropoda; Insecta; Diptera; Drosophilidae
Exons: 3
Coding region: 75-845 (256 amino acids)
Source: RefSeq, a predicted model, not a curated record